This is a messenger RNA of Anarrhichthys ocellatus (wolf-eel), 2262 nucleotides long. RefSeq names its product transducin beta like 1 X-linked (gene tbl1x). Gene Ontology annotation, biological process: regulation of transcription by RNA polymerase II. Lineage: Eukaryota; Metazoa; Chordata; Actinopteri; Perciformes; Anarhichadidae. Gene Ontology annotation, cellular component: histone deacetylase complex. Bases 378 to 1919 code for a protein of 513 amino acids. The transcript has 15 exons. Gene Ontology annotation, molecular function: protein binding; transcription corepressor activity. The record is from RefSeq and is a predicted model, not a curated record.
UCUCUCUCCGUUCCUGUUUCUCAGUGAACGGUGAAACUCCUUUGAGUAAACUAGCCUGCAGCCUGCAGCCACACAACCGCGGGUUCAUUCCAACUUAUCCGCCAGUUGUGAGCGUGUGUGUGUGUGUGUGUGAGCGUGAGCGACUACUGCUUUGUUAGGACACCCAAUUAGUCGACAGUGAGUCACACGGCGGCGGUCGGAACUUGAAAUAUGACGAUAGGCAAAAUGGGAGGAAAGUCGUCGCUAGCCUGCUGAAGUUGGAGGCUCUCCUUGUGGAAGAGGAAGAGGUGGCGGCGGACACCACGAGUUCACUCUCACAAUAAAAAAGGAGUGAGCCCCAACCUUCCAACAUACCUCCUCCCCUCCAUCGGGCUAAGAUGAGUAUUACCAGUGACGAAGUGAACUUCUUGGUCUACAGAUACCUCCAGGAAUCAGGUUUCUCCCACUCAGCGUUCACCUUUGGCAUCGAGAGCCACAUCAGCCAGUCAAACAUAAAUGGAACACUAGUGCCCCCUGCAGCCCUCAUCUCCAUCCUGCAGAAAGGGCUCCAGUAUGUGGAGGCCGAAAUCAGCAUCAAUGAGGACGGCACAGUCUUCGACGGGCGGCCAAUCGAGUCGCUGUCGCUCAUUGACGCAGUGAUGCCGGAUGCGGUGCAGACGCGGCAGCAGGCCUUCCGUGACAAGUUAGCCCAUCAGCAAGCGGCCUGCGGCAUGGCAGCUUCGACCUCUGGAAACCAGUCGAACGCACCAAAGAAUGGAGAAGCCACCGUCAACGGGGAGGAGAAUGGCACUCACAACAUGAAUAACCACAGUGAGCCCAUGGAGAUGGAUGUAGAUGUGGAGAUACCAGCCAGUAAAGCCACAGUGCUCCGUGGCCAUGAAUCUGAAGUGUUCAUCUGUGCCUGGAACCCCGUCAGCGAUCUGCUGGCCUCAGGCUCGGGGGACUCCACCGCCAGGAUAUGGAACCUGAACGAGAAUAACAACUCCAACACCACCCAGCUGGUGCUGCGCCACUGCAUCCGAGAAGGCGGCCAGGACGUCCCCAGCAACAAAGACGUCACCUCACUAGACUGGAACAGUGACGGGACUCUGCUGGCGACGGGCUCGUACGAUGGAUUCGCCAGGAUAUGGACAAAGGAUGGGAAUCUGGCAAGCACCCUGGGACAGCACAAAGGGCCCAUAUUUGCACUCAAGUGGAACAAGAAGGGGAACUCUAUUCUCAGUGCUGGUGUAGAUAAGACGACAAUCAUUUGGGACGCGCACACGGGAGAAGCCAAGCAGCAGUUCCCCUUCCACUCAGCCCCGGCGCUGGAUGUCGACUGGCAGAACAACACCACCUUUGCCUCCUGCAGCACAGACAUGUGCAUCCACGUAUGUCGCCUCGGCAGCGACCGGCCCCUCAAGACCUUCCAGGGCCACACGAAUGAAGUUAACGCCAUUAAGUGGGAUCCGUCAGGUAUGCUGCUGGCCUCCUGCUCCGAUGACAUGACCUUAAAGAUUUGGAGUAUGAAGCAGGAGUCCUGUGUCCACGACCUCCAGGCUCACAGUAAAGAGAUCUACACUAUCAAGUGGAGCCCCACAGGCCCCGGCACGAGCAACCCCAACUCCAACAUCAUGCUCGCCAGCGCCUCUUUCGACUCGACGGUUCGUCUGUGGGACGUCGAGCGAGGGGUUUGUAUUCACACGCUGACUAAGCACCAGGAGCCCGUCUACAGCGUGGCCUUCAGCCCCGACGGCAUGCACCUGGCUAGCGGCUCCUUUGAUAAGUGCGUCCACAUCUGGAACACCAUGACCGGAGCCCUGGUGCACAGCUUCAGGGGCACUGGUGGUAUUUUCGAGGUGUGCUGGAACAGCACCGGGGACAAAGUUGGUGCCAGCGCGUCGGACGGCUCGGUAUGUGUUCUUGACCUCCGAAAAUAGCCGACUUGAGACUUUGAUGAGUCCUGGAAUGUGCAGCAAAUUGCCUUUUUUCUGACAUCAGCGAACACGCUCUCAUUGCUCAAGAAGAGCUGUACGGUGGAGCGAAAAACAAAACCCCUCACAGGAGUACAACCAGAUGACUGCAGCAGCCUCUGAGAACUUCCGUGCACCUGACAGUUUGUUGACGAGUGUUUUACGAUACGCCUAUUGGAAACAUAAUGGAAGCCGGUUAAGAGAUCCCUGACAAUGGACUGAAUCCAACUCCCUGGGUGCAUCCGUGUUUUAAAGGUUUCUAAUGAGAAAGUGCUGCGAUCCCUCCGGGCCACUGGUCCAUCUGUUAUCG